Emiliania huxleyi CCMP1516 is the source of this 1236-nucleotide messenger RNA. RefSeq lists its product as hypothetical. Gene Ontology annotation, cellular component: membrane. The transcript has 5 exons. The coding region runs from base 1 to 1236 and encodes 411 amino acids. The record is from RefSeq and is a predicted model, not a curated record. Lineage: Eukaryota; Haptophyta; Isochrysidales; Noelaerhabdaceae.
AUGUGCAGAGAGCCCCCUCCGCAGGGCCCGCUCAUCGCCCAGUCCCGCCGCGGCUUGCGCGGGGCCUGUGCACAGCGGCUGCGCGAUGUGGGCGACCUGCGCCCGGUCCUCCUCGUCGUGGUCGGCAUUGCUGCUGCGCAUGUGACGGCGACGCAGCUGACGACCGAGUGCCUCCGGCAUUCGGAGCGCCUCACCACGCCCCUGCUCCUUUGGGCGUCCACGUGCUCCAACCUCCUUCUCGGCGCGCCGCUCCUCGCCUGGCGCGCUCGCGCGAGGGGCGGCGCCAAGCCGCUCCUCGGCGCGUGGGAUGCGCGGCCUCGCCAGCUCGCCCUCGCCGUCGCGCCCUUCUUUGUGCUCUAUCUGGGUGCAAACGGCCUCUACAUUGCCGCGCUGGCCUCGCUCUCGCCGCCGCUCGUCGUCUCAAUCUUCUCGACCACGCCCGCCCUCGUGGCGCUCCUGUCCGUCCCACUGCUCGGCCGCCCGCUGCGCGCGCUCGCCGUCGCCGCCGUCGCCUGCUCGACGGUUGGCGUGGUCCUCGUCGCGCAGCCGUGGGCAGCGGGCGGGCGGGCAUCUUCGCUGAAUAGCACCUCCGCUGAAGCAGCAUCAGGGGAGGGCGGCGCGGCGGGGCUGGGCGCGGCGAGCGUGGCCGCGGCGAGCGUGGCUGGCGCGGCGGGCUGCGCGGCGCUGUACAAGGUCCUCUUCCGCAGGCUGUUUGGCGACGUCCCUCCUCCGGCGCUGCUCCUCGUCCUCGUGCCGCUCGGAGGGUAUGGCCUCGUGUGCGGCACGGCCCUCCUCUCCGCCCUCCAGCCGUGCUGGCCCUCCGACCUCGCGUCGGCCGGAGGGGGAGGCGCCCUGCUCCUCGCCGGCCGGGCCGCCGCCGACGUCGCCUUCAACCUCCUCAUCGCCCUCGGCCUCUCGCUCACCCACCCCCUCUUCAUCUCGAUCGGGACCCUCCUCUCGACGCCCCUCGCCCUCGUGCUCGCGUCGCUGCUGCACGCGCCUCCGCCGUCGCCCGCCGCGGCGGUCGGCAUCGCUGGCAUCGCGAUCGGCUUCUGCCUGCUCCUCGCCGACGAGGUGGUAUUCUAUCACUUCGCGCAUUUCUUCCUCCCCGAGGCCGCGGGUAUUCCCAGGUGUGCCAGGUCCUCAUCUAAGAGGGGCCUCAUCCCCAGCCGUUGUGCUCGCGCGUCCGCCCUCUCGAGCGGGCUGGAGGCGGGUUCGACUGCGGGUACCCCGUAG